AUGGAUCAAGUGCAUCACAACACGCUCGCAUACGACGGCUCUGCCGACUCUGGACUCGCCUCAACUUCAACAUACAAGAGCUCCUUCGUAGAUGCUGGUCCUGCCAACUCGACAAGCAAGCUCAAUGGCAGUCCCACUCCUGACUACUUCGAUCUCAGCCCCUUUGAAGCGGACGGACAAACGAAGACGUUCACGAAGCGGAGACGUAUGCCACGCAUCACCGGUGACACGAUCGCCAUUCACGUUCUGCACACUCUGCCCAUCUUGCUGACCUGGGUCGCCUGGAUCCUAUUGCUCGUCUCUAUCAUUGGACCGAUCAGCGCACCCGUCAGCUAUUUCCGCCUGGAAGACCCAUCAGGCGCAGUGUCAAAAGACGCAGCGCAAUUCAGCUAUGGCGCGCUAGGCUCGUGCGCUAAACCGGCAGGCGCGGCGAAAGCAUACUGCACCACAGCGAGCACUUCUCCGGACUUCAAUAAUACCAUCACGUCUCUCGGACUCGCAGACGGCUUCGAGCACCCCUUGCUCAAUCAUUUGCAGCUCACGCCUGGCGUACUCGUUGCCGCACUCGUAUUUGGCAUCCUUGCGGCCUUUGCCUCGAUCGUACCGGCUAUGCCGAUGUACAACCCUCGGCUUGAGCGACUUGCAGAGCUCAAGUCGAUCAGCCUCACGGUGGCUACGACUCUCUCCUGCAUCUCGUGGGUCCUAGGCGUCACUGCCAGUCUUGGCCUUCGUACCCAGAUUGGCAUGUCAGCAUCGAGGUUCAAUGCGGCAGUCGCGGCGAGCGCCAAGAUCUCAAUAGACCAAAAUCUAGCGCAUGCCUCGAUUGGAGGCGGCGCUUUUGCAUGCCAAUGGCUCAGCUAUGCCUUUUUAGGCAUCGCCAUUCUACUCAACCUGAGCGCAGAUGUAUAUGAAUUUGACAAGCAAAGCAUUCCAGCAUAG
Messenger RNA from Mixia osmundae IAM 14324, 939 nucleotides. RefSeq lists its product as uncharacterized. The transcript is spliced from 2 exons. The coding region runs from base 1 to 939 and encodes 312 amino acids. NCBI's taxonomy places the organism in Eukaryota, Fungi, Basidiomycota, Mixiomycetes, Mixiales, Mixiaceae. The record is from RefSeq and is a predicted model, not a curated record. Gene Ontology annotation, cellular component: plasma membrane.